Messenger RNA from Meleagris gallopavo (turkey), 1385 nucleotides. NCBI's taxonomy places the organism in Eukaryota, Metazoa, Chordata, Aves, Galliformes, Phasianidae. The record is from RefSeq and is a predicted model, not a curated record.
UGCCUUAUAUCACUGAUGGUCUUGGGUUUUGUCUCUUUUCUAGCUGGGCUGCCCUUCCUCAUCAUUGAAACAAGCACAAUCCAGCCCUAUCAGCGGGGCUUCUACUGCGACGAUGACAGCAUCAGGUACCCACUGAAAUCAAUGGAGACAAUCAACGACGCAGUGCUGUGUGCUGCAGGCAUCCUCAUUGCCAUCCUUGCCAUCAUCACAGGAGAGCUCUACCGCAUCCACUACCUAAAGGAGAAGUCACACUCAUUUAUCCAGAACCCUUACGUGGCAGCUCUCUACAAGCAAGUGGGCUGCUUUGUUUUUGGCUGUGCCAUCAGCCAGUCCUUCACAGACAUUGCCAAAGUGUCCGUUGGGCGCUUGCGGCCACAUUUCCUUGAGGUUUGCGACCUGGAUUUCUCCACCAUCAACUGCGCAAAUGGGGUUUACAUCCAGAACUACACCUGCAGGGGAAGUGACAGCAAGGUCCAGGAAGCCAGGAAAUCCUUUUUCUCUGGGCAUGCAUCCUUCUCCCUCUACACCAUGCUGUAUUUGGUGUUCUAUCUGCAGGCCAGGUUCACGUGGAAGGGUGCCCGCCUGCUCCGUCCCCUGCUGCAAUUCACACUUAUCAUGAUGGCAUUUUACACCGGCCUGUCCCGUGUGUCAGACCACAAGCAUCACCCCACCGACGUGCUGGCAGGCUUUGCACAGGGAGCCCUGGUGGCUUAUUGCGUGGUGUUUUAUGUCUCUGACCUCUUCAAGCCCAAGCCCAAGACCUGCCUGCCUCCACCCCCCAUCCGGAAGGAGAUCCUCUCACCUGUGGACAUCAUCGAACGCAAUAACCAUCACAACAUGGUGUAGGCCUUUGAGCAAUCGGAUUGGUGUUGUAUUUUAUUUUUUGUUUUUUGCAAAAAUGACUGCUGACAGCAACUACCUGCUGCUCUCAAAUCUCAUCAGACAGUAGAAUGUAGGGAGAGACUUUCUUGCCCGACCGGUAAAGUCUUACUCUGUGGUCUUUUUCAACUCGCGACAUUUGGAGGAAAGGAGUGGUGGUGAUCAAGUAAAAGCAACAGUGAGAAACAAACACCCAGCAAAAAGCCGAGCAAGCAAAGAGGUGCUGGAGUUCUGGAUGUGCAAUUGGUUUGAGUGUUCAUGUUGUAGUGAACGCCAAAUUGUUCAUAGCAUAAAGAACACUAAGGGAUUUUGGAAAGCUGGCCAUCUUGGGUUUUUUUUUUAAUUAUUAUUUUUGAUGAUGAAGAUUUCUACUGCAGGCAAGAAAAUAAACAACUCGCAAAUUAUAUAGCACUACAUACGAGCAACAGCACUGAGUCAAGAUCUGGGAUUGGUUUGUAAGAGUUGCUAUUUUUUCUUAUUUUGGAUGCUAGUAUGUUUCUGCCUCC